UGAAAUUUCCAUUUGUUAUUUGUCGCUUGUUGAAUUGACAUCGUAGACCGAUUUCAAUUAUGUGGGAAACAUAUAUUCUCUUGGUUUCAAUAUUUAUUUUGCCCACAACACUAUCUAUAGUUAAGUGGCUGCCAAACAGAAGUUUCAAUUUGCCAGUAAAUUUUUUGAACGGAAAAUUACCAUGUUCCAGGCAAACUGUUGUGUUCCCUGAAAAUAUAAUUGAAUCAGUGCGACUGGAAUCGGAAAUAUCUGUAAGUGAAUUUGUAUUACCAAGUGAGGGAGAAAUAACUCUUGCCAAUGGCGUUAUUAGUUUUGGUGCAGACCCAAAUGACUCUAAUUGCACCGAUGACGGCAAUGUUUACUAUUUGGACAAUUCAGUUACGUCAUGGGCUCAACCCGAUAUGUGGAGUUCAACAAAAUUCAACGAUGCAACACCUGAUGCAGAAAGAAUACCAUGUUACGACGACAUUGUAGAGUUUCCUCAAAAUGCACAAUUUACAAUUAUCCUUCCAGAUGAUAAUCAAAUAGUCAAAGAGAUAAGAAUUGGAAAAAGCGCUAAUAUAACUACUACUGAUGCAUUUUCAAAUUAUGUGUCGAUGCAAAAAGAUCAAUCGCAGCAAUUUAUACUUAACAAAUUUCAACAAUCAGGAGUAAAUGUCAUGAAGACUUCGUGCAAGUCGAGAAGUGGUUGUCCAUGUCAAAAAUUCGGUAUCAAUGUGGACUGUUCUGCCAAGUUUUGUCCUGUACCAACUUGCGAUAAUCCGAUCCAACCUAUUGGCCAUUGUUGCAAAAUCUGUGGUGGAUACAUUACUUUUGCAGUUGAUAGGAGCUUCGAUAUGAUGUCCUUCAAAGAAUUUGUUGCAAAAAUUGUACAUGACUAUGGAAGUGAUAAUAUUUUGUGGCAUAUAAGUCGACUUCCACAAGUAUUGAAGAGAGAAGAAUAUACUGAUCUUGUUUUAGACAAUGAUAACGACUUUGGUGCAGAUGGUCAGGUUCAAGUUGUUGUGGUAGACAAAAGAGAAUACACUGGUGAUAGUGCUCAGGUAACAAAUGAAAUACAGUACCGGAUAAAGGGUUUGAAGACAGCCGCAAUAAGUGGAAGUCCCUUAUCAAAAUCAGGAAUAAAUGGGAAAAUAGCGGUGUCCAUGUUUUUUACUGUAAUACUGGUAAUGGGUGCAGUAUACGUAUAUUAUUAUAGAGUGCCAGAACACUGGGUGGAAAAUUUGAACUUGAAUAGGCCUCGUAGGGUUAUUUCUAGGUUUCAGAGAAGAACGGAGAGCGUAGUAUCAUUGACCAGGAGAGAUUCUGGAACACCAAUAGGUACAAGUAUAAAUACAGGGUUUAGAAACCCUAUGUACGACUCCAAAAGAGGGCGGGUACACGUUGUGGAGCCUGUAGAUAUUGUUGAAGAAGAAUAACGUCAUAUUUUAUUUGACAAUAAAGGAAAUGAAUUUGUGUUUAAUUACAAUGUUAGAAAUGAGUAUAAUUUUUUUGUAGAAAUUAGGUUACUCUCCCAUUUGUCCAAUAAUAUUGUUUUUAUUAUGAGUAGCAAUACGUCAAUCGUCCCUUUUUUGAUAUCAACGAUAAUGCUAAUGCACUAGUAAUUUUAAAUAGGACAUAAAUAAAUCCUACCCUCAUCCCAUUUAUUAAUAAGACAAAAAUAAAUAUAAGACAUAAUAAUCAAAAUUGUUGGAAUGUUAUAUUUCUUUUUUUCUGAAAUCUAGUACAAUAGAAAUUGCUGGAUAGUUUCUUAUAAUUAUCCUCGAGUCCAAGAUAUUGAACUUACAUGAAGUACGAUGAAGCGAGUUUUUUUUUAAAUAAAUACUAACAUAAAUGUGUUAAUUACUUAUAUAGUAUUUAUUAUUGUAAAGUUGAAAUUAGAAUUUUUUGAAUUUUUAAUAAAAGAAACAAAAAUAGCAAGUGGUGAAAUUGGCGCCGACGAACAAGAAGUAUAUAUUCUUAUCCAGGUCACACAUUGCAUGUUUGUAAGUUUUGUAAAGAUUGGUUGAACUGUUAAGGAAGCAAGACGUAAUAAACAAACAAAUAAGCACA
This is a messenger RNA of Galleria mellonella (greater wax moth), 2052 nucleotides long. RefSeq names its product protein amnionless (gene Amnionless). The record is from RefSeq and is a predicted model, not a curated record. NCBI's taxonomy places the organism in Eukaryota, Metazoa, Arthropoda, Insecta, Lepidoptera, Pyralidae. Gene Ontology annotation, biological process: intracellular protein localization; receptor-mediated endocytosis. The transcript has a single exon. Gene Ontology annotation, cellular component: endocytic vesicle; apical plasma membrane. The coding region runs from base 60 to 1418 and encodes 452 amino acids.